GCUCUCCUCUAUAAAUACUUAACUUUUCUCUCGUUUGCCUCUUCAUAGGAAUUUCGAAGCCUUAACGAGCUCAUCAGAUUUCCUUCUAUCUCGCAAGCAAUCCAAACAUGGGGCACUCGAACGUCUGGAAUUCGCACCCUAAGAACUACGGACCCGGCUCUCGAACCUGCCGGGUUUGCGGAAAUCCACAUGGUUUGAUCAGAAAGUAUGGACUUAUGUGCUGCAGACAGUGCUUCCGUAGCAACGCCAAGGAAAUUGGUUUCAUCAAGUACCGCUAAAUGGCCAAUUUUUUGUCUCCCGUUAGAGGUGUAACAGAUGGAUUAUGUUAGCAGCAUUUUCAUAUAUAUAUAAGAUAGAACCUUGAACUUCCAUUUUAUGUCCCUAGUUCUUUUUUUUUUUUACUUGAACAUUGAGUUGAUUGUUGAACUUUAGGCCCUUAUUGUGUUUUACUAAUUUUGAAGAUCUAAGUUGAUUUUUCUUCAUUCA
Cucumis melo (muskmelon) is the source of this 486-nucleotide messenger RNA. Its product is annotated as 40S ribosomal protein S29. Gene Ontology annotation, cellular component: cytosolic small ribosomal subunit; ribosome. Gene Ontology annotation, biological process: translation. Lineage: Eukaryota; Viridiplantae; Streptophyta; Magnoliopsida; Cucurbitales; Cucurbitaceae. The record is from RefSeq and is a predicted model, not a curated record. Gene Ontology annotation, molecular function: structural constituent of ribosome; zinc ion binding. The coding region runs from base 108 to 278 and encodes 56 amino acids. The transcript has 3 exons.